Molecule: messenger RNA, 1403 nt
Organism: Actinia tenebrosa (Australian red waratah sea anemone)
Lineage: Eukaryota; Metazoa; Cnidaria; Anthozoa; Actiniaria; Actiniidae
Product: GPN-loop GTPase 2
Cellular component (GO): cytoplasm
Molecular function (GO): GTPase activity
Source: RefSeq, a predicted model, not a curated record
UCCAUAAUGGCGGACGAAGUGUAUUAAAAUGGUUAAUGGCCACAACUUGAUAGUUUUUUAUAUGUGUAAAUAUGACUUCAUACGGACAAAUCGUGAUAGGACCGCCUGGUUGUGGCAAGAGUACAUAUUGUGCUGGAAUGCUGGAGUUUCUUACUAGAAUGGGACGUAAAGUUGCAGUGGUGAACUUAGAUCCUGCUAAUGAAAGCUUGCCUUAUGACUGCAAGAUAGAUAUAUCUACCCUGAUAUCACUGAGCGAUGUGAUGGAUAACUUGAAACUUGGACCUAAUGGAGGCCUUAUUUAUUGCAUGGAGUAUUUAGAAAAGAACUUAGAUUGGUUGGAAAAAGAACUUAAAAAACUCAAGGGAUAUUAUUUUUUGUUUGAUUGUCCAGGGCAGGUUGAACUGUACACUCAUCAUAAUUCAGUGAGAAAUAUGGUAAAACAAYUAGAAAAAUGGGACUUUAGGGUUGUUGCUGUUCAUCUAGUAGAUUCUCAUUAUUGUAGUGAUCCUGGGAAAUUCAUCUCAGUCUUGUUGACAUCACUCAACACRAUGCUUAAAAUUGAGCUUCCUCAUGUGAAUGUUCUUUCCAAAAUUGACCUCAUUGAACAAUAUGGAAAACUAGCGUAUAAUUUAGAGUAUUAUACAGAAGUCAUGGACCUUAAUUAUCUAAUCGACCAGUUAAAAGGUGAUGCUUUCACCAGCAAAUACAAGAAAUUAAAUGAUGCUCUGGUUGGUUUAGUUCAAGACUAUUCUCUUGUGUCAUUCCUGACUCUCAAUAUUCAGGACAAAGAAAGUAUGUUUAAUGUUAUGAAGGCUAUUGACAAGGCUAAUGGUUAUGUGUUUGGUGCAAAAUAUAAGGAAAGUAACUUUUCUGCCCUGAUGUCAUCAGCUGUGGGUGCAGACUUUGAGUUCUUCAAAACAGCGAGUGUUCAAGAACGUUACAUGGACAAAGACAGCUGAGAGCUAAACAAUCCGGUUCACACAAAAACACUGAGGGUAUGAAGUGGCAUUGUCAUCCUGGCUGGUUUUUUUUAUACUCUACAUCAAGUUCAAAAAUCUUUGUCAGGUUCAAAAAGGUGAAAUCAUAGGAGCUAAGAACAACUGGUGUUCUGGGUAAACAGUUAAUCAGGCUAAUAUUAUUCAUAUUGCAGUUUGGCUGCUCUUGAACAAAGAUUCAAGUUACCAAACAAAGCAUUUUGUCACCUUUGAUCCAUGUGUCUGUAUGGAGACACUCUACCAAUGCCCAGGAUAUUACCUACCUAGAACACCUGGGUCUUAGCUUCGAUAAUCUUACCAUUUGAACCUGACAACAAUGUUUGGAUUUAGUGUAUAGAAACUGUUAUGCUGUACUUGAAGUGCUCUUUGUCAAUCCAAAAGCUUGGCAAUAAAAGACAAGAAAAUGUU